CACAAGCGCAAACCAAAUAAGGAAAUUGCGUGGACUGCAAGGCGUUUGGCAGUGUGGUGUACAGGGAUGCUUUCGGCAAGCAGAAAAAAGCACGUUGGCACUUGAUUUGUGACAUGAUCGAGGUGUUUGGUGAUUUAGGACUAAGACGUACGUGAAGGGUUUCCCGGGGACACAUGCUGGAGAGAAUACAAGACAUCAGCUAAUCAUACCAUCAUGAAUAACAUCAAGUCGGCGUCUCGGAGAGGAGUGAAGAAGCCUGGGAGGGGAGUAGGCACUGCUUCAACCAACGUAACACAAGAUAGGAUGGGUGACGGUGUGCAGAAUGAGACCGUUUUCUACUCCAAGGCUGAAAACUACUGGAGAGAAGUGGCGCCCACCGUGGAUGGCAUGCUAGGAGGCUACGGCAAGAUCUCUAACAUUGACAUUGACGGCUCCAAGAAGUUCCUGCAGAAAUUCCUUGGCCAGGGUGAAGGGAAGACCGGCAAUGGCUGCGCCCUGGACUGUGGCGCCGGAAUAGGGCGCAUCACCAAGCGACUGCUGCUGCCCCUCUUCAACACUGUGGACUUGGUGGACGUGACUCAGGAGUUCCUGGACCAGGCUAAGGUCUACCUGGGCGAUGACAGCAAACGGGUGGAGAACUACUUCUGCCUCGGCCUGCAGGACUUUAUCCCACAGGACAGACGCUACGACGUCAUCUGGAUCCAGUGGGUCAUUGGCCACCUGACUGACGACCACCUGGUGGAGUUCCUGCACCGUUGCCGCGGCGGCCUCCGCCCUGAGGGACUAAUUGUCAUCAAGGACAACGUGGCCUAUGAGGGCGUGAUCCCAGACGACGUCGACAGCAGCGUGUGCCGGGAACUGGCUCUGGUGAAGAGCCUGGUGACCCGGGCAGGCCUCACUAUCGUCUGUGAAGAGCAACAGAUGAACUUUCCGGACGAGAUCUACCAGGUCCACCAGCUGGCCCUCCGAUAGGGACAGAGAUGGAGACGGACGGGAGUAGAGGUGUGGAGGAUGGGUGCCAAUGCCAAAAUGCUGCUGCCCAUGCUCAAGCCAUGGGACUUUCAUGUCCACAUGUCCUGUCCACUGAAAGUUGGACAGUCCAGCUUAGUGUGUAGGCGUGUUUGUCUAAUGGCGUAUAUAUGACCCACUCUGUGUGAAUACAUCAGGUAGCGGUUUUAUGAAUCGUCAGUGUAAUUUACUAAAGGAUAAUUGUGACUGAUUCUGGGAUCACCCUUAGGAAUUAUGGAUGUACUGUAUGGGGGCAUAUCAGGUAAGGCUCAGAAAUGCAAAUGCCACUCUGAGUCAAUUCUUUACUGGAGGACAUGAGUUACAGCACUUGAGUUCACAUAGGACAGGGAUGAGCAAUUCUUUUCAGGGUCAUGUUCCGUAGGGCACACAGUUUUGCAAUGGAAACUACACAAAAACGUAUUUGGUCAAGUUCACGUACCUUAUUGUAAAUGACCCAGGUUCUCACUUUUGCCUAACGCACAAUUAAUUCAUGUCACUGAAUGCUCAGAGUAUCUGGUCACAUCUGUUUUCCCAAGUCGGAAUUAGAUCGAGCAACAAAUCAGGAACAGAGUUUCCCAUCACUGGCAUAUCCCUCCACAUACCCGUUUAUGUCAUUUAUUCACAGUACCAAGAAUACAUAGAUUGGCUGUUUGUAAGACGUGGCAAAUACUGAUGAAAUUUAAGUACUGUAUGUUUCCCAUGAGGGUUUGAAUGUCAAAUUAAACAACUUUUCAGGAAA
Messenger RNA from Oncorhynchus mykiss (rainbow trout), 1747 nucleotides. It is a transcript of the gene ntmt1, whose product is annotated as N-terminal Xaa-Pro-Lys N-methyltransferase 1. The record is from RefSeq and is a predicted model, not a curated record. NCBI's taxonomy places the organism in Eukaryota, Metazoa, Chordata, Actinopteri, Salmoniformes, Salmonidae. Gene Ontology annotation, cellular component: cytoplasm. Gene Ontology annotation, molecular function: N-terminal protein N-methyltransferase activity. Gene Ontology annotation, biological process: N-terminal protein amino acid methylation.